AGCCGCCGUGAGUCGAGCGCGCUUUGAAAACAGGACGACGAGUUUGCGCUCUGUCGGGCAAGGAGCACACUGCGAGAUUCUACAGCUGCGCGCUGACUGGAACGCGUAUUCGUCACCCUGCAGAGUGCGCGAGAGGAACUCGAUCAUCCUCCCAAGUGUCAGAGAGCACAGUCGGUGAGUGAGCCUCCGAGACCUGCCUGGUGAUGAGCUACCCCCAGCAGAACCCCUACUACCAGCCGCCACAGCCGGGUUUCCAGAUGCCCCCGCAGGGCGGCUAUUACCCGCCUCCCCAGCAGCCGGCGCCCUACUACCCACCGCCGCAGCCACAGGCCACCACCGUGGUCGUACACGAAAAGAAGAAGGAUGACGACUGCUGGAAGAACUGCUGCCUCUGCACGCUUUGCAUGGCACUGUGCUGUUGGUGUUGCAGUGACUGAAGCCGAGGAUCCGGCUGGCUCCACCGGGAUCGAACGGGAGGGACGCAGGAAAAGCACGCUGCGAGGGGCGCUCGCGUCACAGCGCGGAUGGAGUUGCUGCGUAGGCGGCUUCCUAAAGGGAGCCUGCACAGUAACUCUAAGCGCGAAUGGCGGAAGGCUGGCAUGGACUUCACUCGGGGUACGGUACCGCCGCCACGCUGGCGUCUGAUCACCAUUGCGUCGCGGAAGUCGGUGCAAUGACGGUGGAACGACGGGCGAGGGCGGCGGCUUCACUUCCCCGCGGCGCUCUUCCUUGUACACGGCGCGUCGAGCGAGUCAGUGCGUGCGCGUCCGCCCCGCCUUUCCUCUGCGUUCUGACCGAGAGCACCGAAGGUGACGCACCUGGCUAUUAUUCGCUCGCGUGACAGCAACUUGAAUACGGGAAAUAGCGUCCCGGCGCUGUCGCCAUGCGCGGAUGGAUGCUCGAACUUCUGCAUCUAUCAGACGCUCGAGAUAUCUAGCGAGGUUCCCAGCCCGUGUGACCGUCCAGUGGCACGCCAAAAUAAGGGGAUACUGAUUAGGUCUACAGUUUUUCUACGUAAGAUGUACUGCGGGGGUUUUUAUAUUUCACGUCACACGUAGCGUUGCUGCCUUAUACAUGUCGUACUUUUUUAUCAUGUACAUACGGAAUAAUGUGUAUAAACGGCGAUAGACUUACGUCA
Dermacentor albipictus is the source of this 1138-nucleotide messenger RNA. Its product is annotated as cysteine-rich and transmembrane domain-containing protein 1-like. The record is from RefSeq and is a predicted model, not a curated record. Lineage: Eukaryota; Metazoa; Arthropoda; Arachnida; Ixodida; Ixodidae.